CGUAACGACGCUCCACCACCUUCCUCUCUCUCCUCUCCCCCCGAAUACCCACUUCCGUAGACAAACCCAGUCAUGGCUCCUGCAACGCAAUUUUCGUGCUAACAGUUGCUGUCCCAACAGCGCGCGCAAGAGACCCAUUUCUUGUACCUAUCGAACCCUCUGUGUGUGUCUCUCUCACUGUGUGUCUUCGCCGACACAUCAAUUUCAUCGAUAUCACGGCGGUGGAAGUUUUUUCCUUUUGUUGCUGCGUGGCUCCAUCGAAUUCGAGCUCGGUGGGAGGAUGAGAUCGGGCAAAGGAAGCCAGGAGUACGAAGAGUACGAGGAGGAAGAUCUCAAUUUCAAGAAAGAUGGCCCGUCCUCGAACGUUUCGAACAGUAGCAACAGUGCGAAUCCCAAAGAUAAGAGCAGCGAUAAAGCAAAUGCCAUAAGAUCGAAGCAUUCGGUCACAGAGCAACGGAGGAGGAGCAAAAUCAAUGAGAGAUUUCAGAUAUUGAGAGAUCUCAUACCCCAUAGUGACCAAAAGAGAGAUACAGCAUCUUUUUUGUUAGAGGUAAUUGAAUACGUCCGCUAUUUACAGGAAAAGGUACAUAAGUAUGAAGACUCCUACCAGGGUUGGAGUUCAGAGCCCACCAAGUUGAUGCCGUGGAGGAAUAGCCAUUGGCGUGUUCAAAGUGUUGUCAGCCCACCUCAAGCCAUGAAAAAUGGUUCUGGUCCUGUGUCGUCUUAUCCUGGAAAGUUGGAGGAAACUGGCACUGGCACAACCUCAAACAUGCUUGCAAGCUCACAGAAUACAUCAGAAAUUGAUCCUGGAAGAGAUCUCACAAGCAAAUUCAUGGUUCAGCAAUCAGAGGUAGCUAAACAGGCAAUGCACGUCGCCGUUCCUGUACCUGUCUCAGUCGGAAGUGAUGAUUUGAUUUCCAAUCAUCUUCAGAGACCGUUUCCAGAUGCUCAACCGACGGAGUGCACUGCAGACACGGCACCUGAUCAGCACGAAGAUCUGACUAUUGAAGGGGGAACAAUCAGCAUUUCAAGUGUUUACUCUCAAGGGUUAUUAAAUUCACUGACAAAUGCACUACAAACCGCCGGUGUGGAUCUAUCACAGGCCAGAAUCUCAGUCCAGAUUGACCUUGGAAAGCGGGCGGAUAGAGGAGCGCUUGUGACUGGAACUUCCAUUCCCAUGGAUCACGGUAGUCCCAAUCCUGGCAAUUCAACAAUGGCCCAUGUUGCAGAUGCAAGAGGUGAAGAAGCGUCGGAUCAGGCGCAGAAGCGCCAGAAGACAUGAUAAGUUAGAUAUUCCUUCCAUCCAUUUUUACUACUUUACUUUGUUUCCAUUUGACCUCUUCUCUCUCUCUCUCUCUCUGGCUCUUGUUUUUCUUUUCCCCCUUCCUUUCUUUCUUUCUUCUAGGGGGGAGGAUACCGUAUUGUCAUCUCUUGUGGAUAUUCUUGAUCUGAUAUGGCAUCGGAUCCUCACUGUUUGAUGUGGCUAAUGGUUCAGAGAUAAUUCCAUGAUGUGUGCUA
Molecule: messenger RNA, 1518 nt
Organism: Rhodamnia argentea
Lineage: Eukaryota; Viridiplantae; Streptophyta; Magnoliopsida; Myrtales; Myrtaceae
Product: transcription factor BIM2
Exons: 7
Coding region: 281-1282 (333 amino acids)
Biological process (GO): DNA-templated transcription
Molecular function (GO): protein dimerization activity; DNA-binding transcription factor activity
Source: RefSeq, a predicted model, not a curated record